This is a messenger RNA of Eucalyptus grandis, 1505 nucleotides long. RefSeq names its product oligouridylate-binding protein 1. Bases 1 to 1269 code for a protein of 422 amino acids. The record is from RefSeq and is a predicted model, not a curated record. Gene Ontology annotation, cellular component: cytosol. Lineage: Eukaryota; Viridiplantae; Streptophyta; Magnoliopsida; Myrtales; Myrtaceae. The transcript has 12 exons. Gene Ontology annotation, molecular function: mRNA binding.
AUGCAGCAGCAGCAGCAGCAGCAGCAGCAGCAGCAGAGGCUGAGGCAGCAGGCGAUGAUGCAGCAGUCCUUGUACCCUCACCCCGGCCUCCUCGCCGCCCCCCAGAUAGAGCCUAUCUUGAGUGGGAAUCUGCCUCCUGGCUUUGAUUCAAGUACAUGCCGAAGUGUGUAUGUGGGAAACAUUCACCCCCAGGUUACAGACCUCCUUCUUCAAGAGGUUUUCUCUAGUACUGGUUCCAUUGAAGGAUGCAAACUCAUCCGGAAAGAGAAGUCGUCCUAUGGAUUUGUGGACUACUAUGACCGGAGAUCUGCUGCCCUUUCUAUUGUGACUCUCAAUGGAAGGCACUUGUUUGGUCAACCUAUCAAGGUUAACUGGGCAUAUGCUAGUAGCCAGAGGGAGGACACAUCAGGGCAUUUUAAUAUUUUUGUUGGUGAUCUAAGCCCAGAGGUUACAGACGCCACAUUAUUUGCGUGUUUCUCUGUUUAUUCUACUUGCUCAGAUGCUAGGGUCAUGUGGGAUCAGAAGACUGGACGUUCAAGGGGUUUUGGUUUUGUUUCAUUCCGAAAUCAACAGGACGCCCAGACUGCAAUAAAUGAUAUGAAUGGGAAGUGGCUUGGAAGUCGACAGAUCCGAUGCAACUGGGCAACAAAAGGCGCUAAUUCUGGUGAGGAUAAGCAGAGCUCAGAUGCCAAAAGUGUAGUGGAGCUAACAAGUGGAACAUCAGAUGAUGGUCAAGAGAGGACUAGUGAUGAUGCUCCAGAGAACAAUCCCCAAUACACGACCGUCUAUGUUGGCAAUCUUGCACCAGAGGUUACUUCUGCUGAGCUGCAUCGACAUUUCCAUUCCCUUGGUGCUGGAGUCAUAGAGGAUGUUCGGGUGCAACGUGAUAAAGGUUUUGGUUUUGUUAGAUACAGUACACAUGGUGAAGCAGCGCUGGCUAUUCAGAUGGGCAAUGCUCGGCUUCUCUGUGGUAAACCAAUUAAGUGUUCAUGGGGUAGCAAACCUACACCUCCAGGAACGAGUUCCACCCCUCUUCCGCCACCGAUGGCUGUACAAAUGCCUGGUUUCUCUGCUGCAGAGCUUGCUGCCUAUGAAAGGCAGCUAGCAUUGAGCAAAAUGGCCAGUAUGCAAGGCCUCAUGCAUCCUCAAGCACAGCACAUGCUCAAGCAGGCAGCCAUGGGAAUGGGUGCCGCUGGAACUAGUCAAGCAAUCUACGACGGUGGAUACCAGAAUGUAGCGACUACUCAACAGCUCAUGUACUAUCAGUAAUUAUGGUGAAGUGGUCUUCUUUUCUUCUUUUCCCUUUCUGUUACCAUGUAGGGAGGAGGAAUAAGCCUCAAAGAAGCCGGAUCCUCAUGUUGGACUGGCUUAUUGUACUGUUGCGGGGAUGCAGUUUGUAUGCAUAACGGUGUGCUUUCCUAUUCUCUAUUGUAGAACUCUUAACAUGAUUUGCCUAUUUGAUAGUUAUGGGGUUUCGCUAUUUAUAUUAUAUAGAAUUUCAUGUC